GCUAAUGAAAAUUUUAGUAACGAGGCUAGUCCAAAUAAUAAUGAUGAAUAUAUUGGUGAUUCUGGUGGUGAUGGUAAAUUAUACGAAGAUAAUGAACAAGAAAAUUUAGCUAAAACAAAAUUCAGUGAUGAACGUUUUGCACGUUUAUUUCCAUCACGUGGUGGUAUUAGAAGCAAUGGCCGUUAUGAUGAUCGUCGUUUGAUGCCAAAAGAAAUUGCUAAACCUAAACCAACAUUGCCAUCAUUUAUAAAAAGUACACCGCCAUUGAUUAAAUUGCAUAUAACAACACCAUCGCCAUUAUUAUCAUCAAGAAAUCUACAACGGCAACGAUCAUCAGCGACAAAUGUAACACCGAUUCCAUCAAGAAAACAACAACAAGCCAGUACUACAUCACGUCCAAUAAAUAAUAUUCAAGCAGCACGUAAUCGAUUAUUAGGCCAACAACAACAACAACAACAGCAACAAUCAUUACAGAAAUCAAAUAGACAAUUAUCUGGUCGAUUAUCAACAACCACAACAACAACAACAACACCGUCACCAUCACAAAGAAGGCGUUACAAUGGUUCAUCAUCCAUCAAUAAUAAUCUUGGUUCACGAUUUUCUAGAAAUCAAAAUUCCACAAUACCAUCAUUGAAUCCACGUGGACGUAAUUUUUGAGCACCAGAAAUCAUGAUGAAUGAAAAAAAAUUUUUUUUUGAUUCACUGAUAUUUUACGGUUUCAUGAUCAUGAUUUUCUUUUUUUCUUACACUAUAUAUAUGGCCAAAAUCAAAUCGAAUUUGUUUGUUUGUUUGUCUGAUUUUUUCCCGUUCUCCAUUUGAUCAUGUUGACCAAAAAAAAAAUAAAUUAUUUUAAGCUUUAAA
This is a messenger RNA of Dermatophagoides farinae (American house dust mite), 861 nucleotides long. NCBI's taxonomy places the organism in Eukaryota, Metazoa, Arthropoda, Arachnida, Sarcoptiformes, Pyroglyphidae. The record is from RefSeq and is a predicted model, not a curated record.